AUGUACUUCCGAACCCGAGGGCCGGUUUGUUACAAGGGUUUGGACAGGGCAUUCUUUGGUGAGAAUGAAUGGUUUUUCUUUAGUCCAAGAGACAGGAAGUAUCCGAAUGGUGCUCGUCCGAACAGAGCGGCUGCAUCAGGUUAUUGGAAGGCGACAGGGACCGAUAAGCCGAUCCUUUCGUCGAAUGCAUCACAGUGUAUUGGGGUGAAGAAGGCUCUUGUUUUUUACAAAGGUCGCCCUCCAAAAGGCACAAAAACCAACUGGAUGAUGUAUGAAUAUAGGCUUCUCAAUGAUAACCCUCGUUCUCUAAGGCUCAGAGGAUCAAUGAGGUUAGAUGAUUGGGUUUUAUGUCGAAUUCGCCAAAAGAGCAACACUGCGGCACAAAGACAAGAGAACCCAAAGAAGUGCAUUGUAACCUCAUCACCUUCCUAUGAUCUUGAUUUAAUUGGACAAGAACAUACACUGGAGAAAAUCAACUAUUUCAAAUUCGAAAACGGGUUUAGUACUGUUACUGUCCAGGAUAGUGAAAUUGUCAAUGAAUUCGGGCCUUUCGAAUUCCAAGGAGGGACGUCAGAAUACUCAAUGCAUGNCUCUGAUCGUUGA
Molecule: messenger RNA, 603 nt
Organism: Ilex paraguariensis (yerba mate)
Lineage: Eukaryota; Viridiplantae; Streptophyta; Magnoliopsida; Aquifoliales; Aquifoliaceae
Source: the annotation of a GenBank genome assembly